This is a messenger RNA of Salmo salar (Atlantic salmon), 4439 nucleotides long. NCBI's taxonomy places the organism in Eukaryota, Metazoa, Chordata, Actinopteri, Salmoniformes, Salmonidae. The record is from RefSeq and is a predicted model, not a curated record.
AAUAGGCAACAUUAAAGUGUAUGGUUCCAUCAGCUGACUGGAACCAUAGCCCGAACACGGAUUUUGACUCCAGCUGCGGGUACUUUGCACGGACUGCUUUCACGUCACCCCGCCCGUCUGCCGUCUGCCCGUCUCCUCCCUGCAAUCUUAUUGCGACCAUCUCUUUUGAGCGGCUCUGAACUGGAGAGAGAGAGAUACUAAAUAGAUUCAGCCACCAACAUUACCUACCUGCGCGAGCGAAUUACGGGGAGGACGCUCAAGUACGCGCGCGUCCACGCGCACUCGCUGAGUAGCAAGACAAUAUAAGGCAAUAAAUAAAAAGCUAAAUUGGAAUUGGAGUUUUCAACACGAAGGCUAUUCCUUAAAAAUUAAAAUAGAAGAAUACAGCUUUACUGAAAAAAAGCAACAGCCAUGCAUCUAAACAGAGAAGAAGGGAACAGCAAAGGGUCUCUAUCUAUCAGUGUGUUCCUGGUAUCUCUGGGGCUGACGGUGUGUGUCGUGUGGCUCGUAGCUCUGUGUGGAGUCUGCACCUGGUGUCAACGCAAACUGGGGAAGAGGAACAAGCCUGCGGUGGAGGCAGCCAGCACCCCAGAUUCAGUUCAGAUUCGUGGCCGAGGGGAAAACAAAGCCAUCAAUGAUCUAGACAGGGACUUUUGGAAUAACAAUGACAGCAGCAACGUGCAGCAGAGAUGGAGCUCCUACCCGCCCAAGGAGUUCCUCUUAAACAUGUCCCCCUAUGCCCCGUAUGGAGACCCUCGCCUCACGCCCAAUUUUGGGGACCCCUCCCUCUCGGCCGCCUCUACUCUGGAGCACAUUCCAUCCUCUGCAGCAGCCCGUCCUCGUCCCCUGGUGCGACAGCAGAGUCUCCAGCAGCCUCUCACCCACCAGCCCCCUCCGGGCCCCAAUGACCCCCCAGCCACCUCCCAGAGCCUGGGCCAGCUGCACACAGGGCUCGGGGGCGGGGGGCACCGGGGAGGCCCGCGGGGAGUGCGGGGGAGUCCAGGGGGGACAGGUGCUUCCCGGUACAGAGGAGCAGGAGGAGGACGCUCCAGGUCCAACCCAGGCAGCUGGGACCACAUGAUGGGACAGAUCCGCAACAGAGGACUGGAUGUCAAGUCUUUCCUCGAGGGGAAGAUGGUUGUUCUGUCACUAGCGAUCGGGCUGGCUGAACAAGAUGACUUCGCCAACCUCCCAGAUCUACAGGAAGCACCAGCGUGCCAAGAAAACUCAACUCCACCGGACAAAUCAAGCAGGAGCCUGGGUAAACCUGGGAGCCAGACCCCAGAUGAGGCAGGCCGCCUCGGGAACUCCUCCGUCACAGACCUGGCCAACUCUGUCACCUCCAGCGACAUUCACAUGCUCUCUCCGGGCUCAGAAGAGGACACAGAAGGGCCUGUGGUUGAGAAGCUGGGCCGGAUCCAGUUCAGUGUGGGCUACAGCUUCCAGGACUCCACCCUGACCGUCAAGAUCCUCACGGGCCAGGAGCUUCCCGCCAAGGACUUCUCUGGCACCUCAGACCCCUUCGUCAAACUCUACCUGCUGCCUGACAAGAAGCACAAGCUGGAGACUAAGGUCAAGAGGAAGAACCUCAACCCUCGCUGGAACGAGACCUUCCUGUUUGAAGGGUUCCCCUAUGAGAAGGUGAUCCAGAGGACCCUCUAUAUGCAGGUGCUGGAUUACGAUCGCUUCAGCAGGAACGACCCCAUCGGGGAGGUGUCCAUCCCCCUUAACAAGGUGGACCUGGGCAACCAGCAGACCUACUGGAAGGAGCUGAAGCCCUGCAGUGACGGCAGCGGGAGUCGAGGAGACCUGCUGGUGUCACUGUGCUACAACCCUCAAGCCAACACCAUCACUGUGACCAUCAUCAAAGCCCGCAACCUCAAAGCCAUGGACAUUGGAGGCACCUCCGAUCCCUAUGUGAAGCUGUGGCUGAUGCACAAGGACAAGCGUGUGGAGAAGAAGAAGACGGUGACAAUGAAGUGCUGUCUGAACCCCGUGUUCAACGAGUCCUUCCCCUUCGACGUCCCCGCCCACGUGCUCCGAGAGACCACCAUCAUCAUCACCGUCAUGGACAAGGACAAGCUCAGCCGCAACGACGUCAUCGGCAAGAUCUAUCUCUCGUGGAAGAGUGGUCCGGCGGAGGUGAAGCACUGGAAGGACAUGAUGGGUAAACCUCGUAAUGCCGUGCAGCAGUGGCAUGCCCUCAAGGCCUGAUACUGUAGGUCCAGUCACAUCCACCCAGACCAUCCCAGUCCCCUGCCCUGCUCUCCCACCCUAUCGUUAUGCACAAGGCUGACUCGCUGCAGAACAUGGGUACAAAUAGCCAUCCAACGCAUCCACCCAACGCAUCCACUCUCUCCUCCUGCCUGUCCUCUCUCAGAUCCCCAGUGAACUUCUCCUUCCUCUACUCCCCUCUGUUAAGCCGGGUCCUUUCUGAGUCUUGUUGCUUUUAAGUCAUACUUUCCUCUCAACCGUUGUUUUUUCUCCUUGGUCCACCUUUACUCUGUUUUACUCUGGAGCAGUACACUCUGCCAGCCCUAGGGUGAGCCUCAGCAACCAACAAAAACAGGUUCAAAUAGACCAUAUAAGAAUCCUGCGUAAGGAGCUGGUGAAGGGCCUGUCUUCCAGGAAACAUUAUAUCUGUGACUGUGUGACAGACUGACCUACAAGCCAGUGACCUGGGCCAGGAAUCCAGUUCCACCAUUCAUCCUGUGUCUCUCCAUCGUUCUCCUGUGGCAGUGAAGGGAGGCGUCUUUUCUCCCUAAUCACUGCUCUCUCUGUCAUCAGAAGCAAUCUGGUUAGCUGUUCAUUAUUGUUUUUUUGCUUCCCAUGUUGACCCAUUGUUUCGUUCUCUUCUGCAAACACACAGAGAAUACAACAGGAAGGAUCGAUAGAGAGAGAGAGGUAAACCAUUGGAAUAGAAGAGGGACGGACUGUCUGGAUGAUAAUGGAAUUAGACGUGACACUGUCACUCCACCCCAUUCAUCAUCUCUGAUCUCUUUCUCUGGCACCACUGUAGUGAUUCUUCCCUGGCUGGACCCCCUUGUUGUCUGUGCGUUCUGUGGGUGAUGUGCUGUAACUCUAAAUGAAGUUCUAGAUCAAAAAAGGAGAAAAUGACUGAUCAUUUACACUGGUCCAUGGGGGAAAUGUAAAAAGACGUUCCUAUUUUCUGGAGAGAAAAAAUUAUAAUAAUGACAGAAAAAGAGUAAAGUCAUCAAUGUUGUGUUUUUUGUUUGUUUUUAAAAAGCCUAAAGAGACCAAUCAAAAUGUUCUUCCAGAGACAGUAAAUAGAAGCAAAAAGACAGCUAUUAUUGCGUCGUAAUCUCUCUCUGUGUGUGUGUGUGUGUGUGUGUGUGUGCCAGCAAAAGUUAGCGUGUGAAUACGAGUGCAAGUGUGAGUGCAAGUGUGUGAAAGUAUUGGGCUUGCACUGCUAUCAAAUGAAUAACGACAAUAUUACUGAUAAUAAUGAUGACAAUAAUAAUCAUCAGUAUUCUACUGGAUAUGUUUGAAGACUUGGAGAGGUCACAGCAGCUAAGCAGUGACAGAGAGAGAGAGGGGUACAGUCUGUAGGGUAGUGCCUGCUGCCUGGUGUGGAACAGUAAACAGAGGAGGAACUUGACAUGAACCACCAGUCUUCAUCUGAGCUGCUUUCUCUCAAUUGCAUCAUCCACUGCAGAUAACCAUAAAUAAAUGCACCUCCCCCUACCAAGUCAGUUUUGUUUCCAAUGGAGCACUAAGCCAAUUGAUCUUGUCCCCAUCAAGGUUGUUAACGUUACCUGUUUGUCUCUGUCAGUCAUUUUGUGUAAUUCUGCCUGUCUGUUGGAAUCUGUGUCUGUUACGUCACUUAGUCUGUAAGUCAUUUAGUCAACAUCUUAUUCAUUAGUGUGCAUGUUACAGAACACAUUGUUAUAAGAAUGUUAGUAGAUAAAUGUUUAGGGUCUUAGUGGAGGGCUGUUCCAUUACUGGCCAAACCCCCUCUGCUCUGUCCUGCUCCUGAUGUUAGAUAGUUAGGGUGUUAGUGGGUCUUCAGGACCACGGCUGUUACAAAGCAAACCCCCUCUGUUCUGUCCUGCUUCAGGACCAGGCUGUUCCAUUACUGGCCAGACCCCCUCUGCUCUGUACUGCUCCUGAUGUCAUCCUGGUGUGACCUGUUCCAAGCUUAAGUCUCUCUCUCAUCACACAAUGGGCUGAAGGAUAGCUACAAGAGUAAUAAUAUCAACUAAACCUAUUUUCUGUUUACAUUUGACUGUUUAUUUGUGUCUACUGGAUAUGUGUGUGUGUUUGCAAUGUGUGUAUGAGUGUGUCAACAUCUGACUGUUAGUUUGUAUUUACCGUGUAUGUAUGUGUGCUCGGUGUUCGCUUUUGCCAUUUUCAUUUUCUUAAUAUGGAAUCUGUUUUUUUGGCUGUUUUUAUUCUGUAUAAAGUAAUUUAGAUGUUCA